Myotis lucifugus (little brown bat) is the source of this 1030-nucleotide messenger RNA. It is a transcript of the gene CEACAM19, whose product is annotated as carcinoembryonic antigen related cell adhesion molecule 19. NCBI's taxonomy places the organism in Eukaryota, Metazoa, Chordata, Mammalia, Chiroptera, Vespertilionidae. Bases 161 to 1030 code for a protein of 289 amino acids. The transcript has 4 exons. The record is from RefSeq and is a predicted model, not a curated record.
CUCCGAGGCUUGAGGACAGGGUGCCGGCCGGCUCGGUGGCCGUGGCUGUGUCUCAGGGGCUCCCCCGGGGUCCUCCCCGAGCUGGCCCCCUGCGGACCGCCCGGGCCCGCCCUCCGGCCCCCUCGGUGCCCAGCAGGUGGCAUCUCCACAGGACGCCGAGAUGGAGAUUCCCACGGGGACCCAGGGCCACUUCUCACAGGGCCUCCUGCUCUCAGCCUCAGUCCUGGCCCUCUGGGCCCCCCAAGGCUCCUGGGCGGCCCUCCGCAUCCAGACGAUUCCAGAGCGACCUCAAAAGAACCAGGACGUGCUCCUGUCUGUCCAGGGCAUCCCAGACACCUUCCAAGACUUCAUCUGGUACCGGGGGAAGGAGACAGAUGGUGGCACAAGGCUGUUCACCUACAUCCCUGAUAUACCGCGGCCCCAGAGAGAUGGCAGCGCCAUGGAGCAGCGCGACAUCGUUGGCUUCCCCAACGGCUCCAUGCUGCUGCGGGACGCCCAGCCCAGAGACAGCGGCACCUACCACGUGGAGGUCCACAUCAACCCUUCGUGGACCAUGCGGGCCAAGACCGAGGUCCAGGUGCCCGAAUAUCCUUGGAUGAGGAUUGACCAAAAUAAAGAAAGAACAAACGGCCCCCGGGCCUCUUCCCGAGACGAGGGUCCAAUGGUGUGGGGGGCCGUGGGGGGGACACUGCUGGUGCUGCUGCUUCUGGCUGGGGGGGCCUUGGCCUUCAUCCUGCUGAGGGUGAGGAGGAGGAGGAAGAGCCCUGGAGCCGCGGGAGGAGGACCAGAGAGCGGCCAGGGAUCCUAUGACCCGAAAACUCAAGUGUUUGAGAACGGAGGCCCCGUCUUCUGGACCACAACGGCCCCUGGUCCCCCGAGGCCGGACGGCAAGGACGCGGAGGAGGACUACGAGGAAGAGGAGGAGAAGGCAGAGAAAGGCCUCAUGCUGCCGCCAUCCCCGGCACUCGAGGAUGACAUGGAGUCCCAGCUGGACGGCUCCCUCAUCUCCCGGCGGGCGGUUUAUGUGUGA